GUAUAUUAAGUUUUUUCUAGAACAUAGGUAGAUAAAGUAUACUGUCUACCGAGUAAUCAUUUUAUUUAGCUCUGCAUCGAAACUAAAUUGUAUUAUUAAGAAAAUCGUACAAUUGUUAUAAAUUACCUAUUUACUUUGCUAAAAGAUAUGUUCAAAGAAAUAAAUUACUACCUACGUCAUGUUUGUUCAGAAGAAGCCACAUUGCCGUCUUUUUAUUAUAAAAGGCUACACCGACACUUGUAUUUCAAUAACGUAUAUAGGAAUCCAACAACACGAAAGAGAGAACAAGCUUGCCGUGUCGAGAUUUAUCGUACAUCCAGUAUGAUUUCGCUUUUAAGCGAUGAACAAAAAUACACGCUGAUAACAUAUGUAUUAGACAGAAUCGAAUAUGAUAGAAUUAUUGAUCUCCUUUAUCCGCCAGAAGAAUCGUUGUUGGCCGGUAUAAGUGAAAACGAUGAAGUAUAUAGUACUAUAAUGAAAAACGAGGAAGCAAUUCAAAAUAAAUUAAAAGCAUUCAUAGGGUCAGACCAAGAAAUCAGGCUUGAUGGUAUAUCCUCCUAUAAAACAGAGGUAUUGAUCAGAAGAAAUCUUUUAAAUAGGACCUUCCGCCAAAUUCUCGAAGUAAACAUGAAUCACAUUCAAAUGUGCAUAAACGGCGAAAGUUAUAAAUGUAAAUUGAUCGGGUUAAUCAAGCGUACAGUUGACUAUCGGACGAAAAAUAAAACAAAAUGUGACGAAACCAAUGAUGUACCCGAAGUGCCGCCGUCAGAAUUGUAUCAAGAUUAUCUACACGACUACAGAUAUGUAACACCAAAUAUGAUUCCAUAUUAUGAAACUUUUUUAUACGAGAGUGCGCAGGGACUCGUACCUUGGUCAUGCGAGGUACCGCCAAUAGAAGAGGAAGAAUCAGAUGGCGAGUAAAUGUAAUUUCUUGUUGCCUUUGAUUGUGCAUCUAUUUUAGUUAAAAUCAUUGUUUUAUUUACUAACUGUUUUAACAUCAAUAUGGUAAAUAUAUUAAGUAAUAAAAUGUUAAGCAUAAUUAUAGAAUAUUACAAUCAAUAAAACCUUUGUAAAAUUAUAUCAUUUAAUAGCGUAAAACCAACACAGCAGAGGAGAAUCCAAGGGGUACCAAUUCAAUUAUUGUUAAAAACAGAUUGCAAAAUACCGCAACCUCCAAAAACAUAUAAAUGAUUCAAUUUUUUUUUUUUGUAAAGUGGAGAAAUUUACUGCAUGUGUUUUUUUUAUACUUUUAAAGUUUAUAAUUUGGCUAGUGUAAAAUAUAUUUUAAGAAAACAUAACACAGUCAUUUAUGUGUUAAUACCUUACGAACAUAAGUUUUUAAAAUGGUAACUGGUAUUUACGUGGCAACACUGUUACUUUUAAUCAAUAUU
Messenger RNA from Adelges cooleyi (spruce gall adelgid), 1391 nucleotides. RefSeq lists its product as uncharacterized. Bases 148 to 921 code for a protein of 257 amino acids. The record is from RefSeq and is a predicted model, not a curated record. NCBI's taxonomy places the organism in Eukaryota, Metazoa, Arthropoda, Insecta, Hemiptera, Adelgidae. The transcript has 11 exons.